AGGGCAGGAUGGCGCUGGGGACAGGGCUGCUGUUGGCCCUGGUGCUGGGGCUGGUGGCUGGUGCUCCACAGGGCGUCUCUGGACAGGAUGCAGAGUCCAGCAGCUGUAUCCAGCUGAAGGACAAGGCCAUCUUCUUCCAGGGCCAGCCGGGGAUACCAGGCGUGCCGGGCACCAACGGUGUGCCAGGGACCAGAGGAGAACCCGGGUCCCAGGGGCCCGCAGGUGAGCCAGGCCCCAUGGGCCCCCCAGGGAAGGCUGGCCCGAAAGGAGAUAAAGGGGAUGCAUGCAGUCUGCCGGCCCCUGACAGCUGUUCCCAGACAGCAGCCAGGAACUGCAAGGAGCUGCUGGAGCAGGGGGAUGCGCUGAGCGGGUGGUACACCAUCCAGCCCCAGCCGGGGAGAAGGCUGACCGUCUUCUGUGACAUGGAAACCGAUGGCGGAGGCUGGCUGGUCUUCCAGAGGCGCCAGGAUGGGUCAGUGGACUUCUACCGGGGCUGGCAGUCCUACAAGAGGGGCUUUGGGAACCACGCAUCCGAGUUCUGGCUGGGCAACGACAACAUCCAUUUCCUCACUAGCACCGACACGCACCACCUGCGCAUUGACGCCAGGGACUUCAACGACAGCGCCACGUUUGCCACAUAUACCAGCUUCAAAAUCCUGAGCGAGCAGGAAAAGUACGCCCUCGCCCUGGGCUCCUUCCUCGACGGCAACAUGGGAGACUCCUUGAGCGGACACAACAAGCUGCCGUUCUCCACGAUGGACAAAGACAACGACAACUUUGAGAACAGCUGCUCCAUCCUCUACAAAGGCGCCUGGUGGUACGGGAAGUGCCACUCCUCCAACCUCAAUGGGCUCUAUCUCAAGGGGCAGCACAGCACCUUUGCCAAUGGGAUCAAUUGGUCCGCGGGGAAGGGCUACCACUACUCCUACAAGUACGUGGACAUGAAAAUCAGGCCCCAGUAGGCAGAGCCUCUGGGUUGGGAGCUGCCUCUCUCCCAAUGGCAGGGUGGACGCCCGGCUGGCAAACGCCCCCUCUGCUAUUAGGAGAGGCCAGCUAGGCAGCAGCCUGCACUUUGGUCUUGUCCCCAGAUCCUGGUGCAGACUGAUGCAUCUCUCCCCCUCCACUCCCAAGUUGGGAGUCUCCCCUGCCCACAUCCAGCACCCUACCUGGUGCAGCAAAAGCCCCCCUAGCUCCCAUUGCAGUCUCCUUAGCCCUGGCUCCCCUGCUGUAGGGCUCGGAGUUGCAACUCCUGGGGUCUGUUCCCACCAACUUGCUCAGUGACCCCCUUCUCCGUGCCUCAGUCUCCCCAGCUGUAAUGUGCAGGUGAUACCAUCCUGGGUCAGACCUGACUAGAGUCCAAGAAGAGGCUAUGGAAAUGCAAAGUCUGACUGUGCUAACAAAUGCCUAACAAGUG
Molecule: messenger RNA, 1414 nt
Organism: Gavialis gangeticus (Gharial)
Lineage: Eukaryota; Metazoa; Chordata; Crocodylia; Gavialidae
Product: ryncolin-4-like
Exons: 8
Coding region: 9-962 (317 amino acids)
Source: RefSeq, a predicted model, not a curated record